Messenger RNA from Polypterus senegalus (gray bichir), 933 nucleotides. It is a transcript of the gene myl13, whose product is annotated as myosin, light chain 13. Gene Ontology annotation, cellular component: myosin II complex. The record is from RefSeq and is a predicted model, not a curated record. The coding region runs from base 117 to 683 and encodes 188 amino acids. NCBI's taxonomy places the organism in Eukaryota, Metazoa, Chordata, Cladistia, Polypteriformes, Polypteridae. The transcript is spliced from 7 exons. Gene Ontology annotation, molecular function: calcium ion binding.
GCAUGGAUUAAACCUGGGUGCUUAGUGAUAAAGACCGCUCGCAGGUCGGCUCCUUUGUCCAGUGUGUACAGACUUCAUCAAUAAUCUUCUUCUUGGAAGUACACACCAGAACAACCAUGGCACCAAAGAAGCCUGAGCCCAAGAAAGAGGAACCUAAGCCAGCACCUAAGCCCCCAGAGCCUGAGCCACCAAAGGAGCCAGGAUUUGACCCAAAAAGUGUUCCGAUUGAAUUCACCGCAGAGCAAAUUGAAGAUUUCAAAGAAGCCUUUUCCCUUUUUGACAGAACACCAAACUGCGAAAUGAAAAUCACUUAUGCUCAGUGUGGAGAUGUCAUGCGUGCCCUUGGCCAAAAUCCAACCAAUGCUGAAGUUCUCAAAGUUCUGGGGAAGCCAAAGCCUGAAGAAAUGGGAAUAAAAAUGUUGGAUUUUGAAACCUUCCUACCAAUGCACCAGCACAUCUGCAAAUCUAAGGAUCAGGGAACCUUUGAAGACUUUGUUGAAGGUCUCCGGGUUUUUGACAAGGAAGGAAAUGGCACAGUCAUGGGUGCUGAGCUUCGCCAUGUUUUGGCGACUUUAGGUGAAAAAAUGAGAGAGGAAGAGGUUGAACAGUUAAUGGCUGGGCAAGAAGAUGCAAAUGGAUGCAUAAACUAUGAAGCAUUUGUAAAACACAUAAUGGCUGGUUAAGGAAAGAAUGAAAUCAGACUCUGAAGACAACUUUUGUUGUACCAUCCUGUCGAAUAAGAAAUGCUCAUCAUACUGUAAAUAUACAUCCUAAAGGACACAUGUGUUUAAAGGAGUGUUUUGAGAGGAAAAGGGGAAAUCAUGCAAUAUUUUUCCAGUUGAUGAAAUGAGAUCUUAAGCUUAUGAUUUGAUUGGAACACCUUUAAAUUUCACAGGACUUUAAUUAAAUAAAAGUAUUUCCCAGUUACAUCCA